Molecule: messenger RNA, 894 nt
Organism: Zophobas morio
Lineage: Eukaryota; Metazoa; Arthropoda; Insecta; Coleoptera; Tenebrionidae
Exons: 3
Coding region: 45-788 (247 amino acids)
Source: RefSeq, a predicted model, not a curated record
ACCCUACCUCAGUACAGAGGCAGUUCAAACCACUCUGCCUAAACAUGAAAACCAUAAUUCUAUCUAUCUGUGUUUUGACAGUUUUGAGUUUCUCUUACUGUACACAUUUGCCAUUCAAAAAAUGCAACAUCAAGCGGCCGAAUUUUGAAAAAUGUUUGAGCCACGCCAUCCAGGACGUCAUCACGCAGUUGGACAAACCAAUCCCCGCAAUGAGUUUACCCUCCAUGGAUCCAUGGAAACUGGAAACUCUGAACUUGGACAUAGGGAAUGCUUCUGAGGGUUUGCAACAGAUAUGGAGGAAUGUAACAGUUCGGGGUUUUAGCAAACCCACUGCUACAGAUGCAAGGUGGACUCCCGGGUCUGUCAUCACCUUAGAUCUCGCAGUAAGCUACGACUGUGCCAUAGUUUUCACCACCGAGUACGAAGCCCACGGCGCAGUUCUUCUUCUCCCGGUUGACGUGGUUACGUCAUUUCGUUGCGAUUUUGUGAAAGGCGGAAAAAUUAAAGUAACAUACAAAAUCCAAAAACCUAAAAAAGCGAAUGGACAUUUUAAACUGAUUAGUACCAAGGUUGUAUUUGAGCCGAAGAAGGUGAAAUUUAAUGUUAGUGAAUUCUUUGAAAAUCAAAGUCUAACAGCUGCAUUAAACUCGGAAAUGAAUAAAAAUUGGGAAGGAAGCUGGAACGUCCUCAGCGCGUUUGUGGGUGUUUAUGACCCAUUUUUUGAUGCAUUGCUUAGAGGCGUUUUGGAAAAAUUUCCAGCUGAUCAAAUUGUCGGCGGUCUGGACUAGAAUGGUGUGUUGCUCCGGACUACAGUAUGUUUAAUAUGUAUAUGUUAAAAAUGAACGAAUUGUGAAAUUAUCUACAAAUCAUGAAUUAAAAAAAAAAAAAAAUAAA